Messenger RNA from Thunnus maccoyii (southern bluefin tuna), 2908 nucleotides. RefSeq names its product cytochrome P450 2J6-like. Gene Ontology annotation, molecular function: heme binding; iron ion binding; oxidoreductase activity, acting on paired donors, with incorporation or reduction of molecular oxygen, reduced flavin or flavoprotein as one donor, and incorporation of one atom of oxygen. The transcript has 8 exons. The record is from RefSeq and is a predicted model, not a curated record. Lineage: Eukaryota; Metazoa; Chordata; Actinopteri; Scombriformes; Scombridae. Gene Ontology annotation, cellular component: cytoplasm; intracellular membrane-bounded organelle. Gene Ontology annotation, biological process: xenobiotic metabolic process. The coding region runs from base 1046 to 2392 and encodes 448 amino acids.
GAGAAAGGGGAGCUGAGAGCUGCUCCUUCAGCUGCUGGAGGUGAAAAAGAGGCAGAUAAGAGGGGAAUCUCUAGUUUUGAUAACCUGGAUCCAUGAGUGGAGUUUCUUGAGGACUCCUGCUGUUUCUUGGAGUCUUGCAACAUGCGGUUCGCUAGUGAGACCCAACAGAUAUUAUGCAUUAAUACAUCCAUUAGAUCACAAUGUCUUGUGAUUUGUGUUAAUUAAAAGUUUUAAAUUUUUUUCUUUUAGGAUGCUAUAGUAUUUUGCACUCUGACACACAGACAGUCUUGUGAACUUUGCAUCUAUUAACGACACCUUAUGAUGGAUAUCCAGGCUGCUAAACUUUAGUUUAAAUGUUUGUCAAAUUACUCCACCUGUCUCAACAUCAAUAAUAAAUUCCCUAAAAAUUCUGUUGUCUAAGAUUUCUUGGUUAUAUUAAAGACACCUGAUAAGAUAAGAUCUGCACUCAAUGCAUUUUUAAGAGACUACAUACUUUUUCUCUGAUUUGCUACUUUCUUAUAGAGACCAGUUUUAAUUGUGUACAGGACCCAUUUCCCUUUAUUUACAUGCAACUGUAUACAAUGGACCAGUUAGAUGCCUUUUAUUCCCACUGCACUUUGUAUUGUUGAUUUUACUCUGUUUACACUCUGAACAUCCAAUCUCUGUCUAAGGUUACUGAAAGACAGAGGAAGUUUUGCAUGUAUGUUAUCAUAUUGCUGCAUGUUGUUGCUCAUGAGUGAUUCCCAUUACCUUAAGGGCCAUCUUGCUAUGGCAGGACAGAGGUCUUGUUUGUCAGGGAAAAGUAGGUGUGGUCUGUGACUGGUUAUGUACCUUCGUACAGACUUGGCAUCACAGAUUUUUUUCUUCCUUUUUUCUUUCUGUUGUGUAAUGUUAGCGGUACAACCCACAAAAGGAUUAAAUCCAGUAUGAAGAGGCAUUAUAAAAGCACCGGUGUGCAGAUGAAGAAAAUCCUGAGGCACAAACCUUUCCACUCUGACUUUCCUCUUCCUGUUGCUGCUGCUGCUGGUGGUUUGACUCGUUCACCAUGUGGCUUUACAACUUUUUACUGGGAUUUGACCUCAAAGGGAUAUUGCUCGUUUUUUUUCUCUUCCUACUGAUAGCACACUUCCUCAGAAACAGGAAUCCUCCAAAUUAUCCCCCAGGACCGCGGGGUCUCCCAUUGGUGGGGAAUUUCUUCAAUUUGGACAAAGAUCUACACAUUUAUUUUACCAAGCUGGCUGAUGUCUAUGGGAACGUGUUCGGCAUCAACCUUGGCAAUGACAAGUUGGUGGUUGUGUCUGGGUGCAAGAUGGUAAAGGAAGCCGUGGUGACACAGGCCGAGAACUUUGUGGAUCGACCAUACAGUGCAGUUGCUGACAGGUUUUACUUAGGAACCUCAGGUGGUCUGUUCAUGAGCAAUGGUGACUCAUGGAAGAGACAGCGGCGAUUCGCCUUGUCUACCUUACGAAACUUUGGCCUGGGCAAAAGUAUCAUGGAGCAGAGCAUCUGCGAGGAGAUCCGGUACCUGCAAGAGGAGAUAGAGAAGGAGAAAGGUGAACCUUUCAACCCAGCAGGUCUCUUCAACAACGCUGUAUCCAACAUCAUUUGCCAGAUGGUGAUGGGGAAACGGUUUGACUACAGCGACCACAACUUCCAGAUCAUGCUGAAGUAUUUGUCUGAAGUUAUCAUGCUGGAGGGCUCAAUAUGGGGUCAACUCUAUGAGGCCUUGCCUGGUGUGAUGAAGCACUUGCCUGGCCCUCACAACAAAAUGUUCAGCCACUUCAAUGACAUCCUUGACUUCAUCAGUCAGGAGGUACAGAGGCAUAAGCAGGACCUGGACCACAGCAAUCCCCGGGACUACAUUGACAGUUUCCUCAUCGAAAUGGAGAAUCGCAAAGAGUCUGAUCUGGGCUUCAAUGAGAUCAAUCUGACUAUGUGUUCUGUGGAUCUGUUCCUGGCUGGAACAGAGACAACCUCCACCACUUUGCAAUGGGCUUUGGUUUACCUCAUCAAAAACCCUGACAUCCAGGAGAAAGUCCAGGCAGAAAUAGAUAGAGUGAUUGGAGAAACCCGCCUGCCCACUAUGGCGGACAGACCCAACCUGCCCUACACUGACGCUGUCAUCCAUGAGAUCCAGAGGAUGGGAAACAUUGUUCCUCUCAACGGAUUCAGAAUGGCCGCCAAAGACACGACACUUGGCGGUUACUUCAUACCCAAGGGUACCUCAUUGUUGCCCAUGCUGACCUCUGUGCUGUUCGACAAGACAGAAUGGGAGACUCCAGACACUUUCAACCCAGGACACUUCCUAGACGCUAAUGGAAAGUUUGUAAAGAGAGAAGCAUUCCUGCCUUUCUCUGCAGGUAAACCACACUCAACUCAAUGUUACACAUGAUUUGACCCAGAACAUCGAUUGUUAUCUUUUAAACCAACGUGUGUGUGUUUGUGAACUCCUCAGGGAAACGUGUGUGUCUCGGAGAAGGGCUGGCCAAGAUGGAGCUGUUCCUGUUUUUGGUGGGUUUAUUUCAGAAGUUCUCUUUCUCUGUUCCUGAUGGAGUAGUGUUAAGUACAGAAGGAGUUACUGGAACCACACGUGUACCGCACCCCUUCAAGAUUUAUGCUAAGGCUCGCUGAAUUAUGCAACAUCUCAUUUUUAUCUAACCAGCAACCAUACUAACCAAAACAUUUUAGGAGAGUAAGCUUUGUCUCAACCUUUGUCUGUUGUAUGAUUUUCUCAUGUCAUGAGGACCUGGUCAUUUUCUGCUCUGUACAUUAAAUUCUGUGUGAUACAGUUAUUAUACAUAAAAAGAUUAUUGUGGUGAUUCUACACUUUGUCCUUGUAAUUAUUAAUGGCAAGAUGUAUACAUUUUCUUAUACUAUUCUUUAUAGUAAUGAUGCCUUUUAGGGUAAU